Pseudocercospora fijiensis CIRAD86 is the source of this 1921-nucleotide messenger RNA. RefSeq lists its product as uncharacterized. The coding region runs from base 200 to 1642 and encodes 480 amino acids. The transcript has a single exon. The record is from RefSeq and is a predicted model, not a curated record. Lineage: Eukaryota; Fungi; Ascomycota; Dothideomycetes; Mycosphaerellales; Mycosphaerellaceae.
CACUUCAGGCACUUCAGGCACUCUUGCCGUACCUCCUGCUGCUGGUGAGAGCGCCAGGAACGAAUGGCUCCGUUCCCUUCACACCUAUAUAAACUGUCGGUCCAUGUCAGUGGCACGACGACGAUGAGACGAGCAUCUGACGCCCGCCGACACGAAACUCUAUUCUGAUGCGACACGACAGAGUUGCGGAAACAGCGCCAUGGCCACCGCAGCCGCAGGCGACGACGAUGAACCGACACCACUCCUCCGCUCCGCCACGGCAACGCGCGUACAACCUCUCCCAGCCUAUGCUGCUGCGCGAUCACGCCUACUCCAGCGAGGCUCCAGUGAAGGCCCGCCCUCUCCACAACCACCGCUACUCCCACGCCGACGAACCUCCAUCCUCUCCUUCUCCAGCAUAGAAGGUGCGUCGCGAUCCUUUACUGAUGACGUUCUCGAUCUCAGGACGGACAAUGGAAGUCGGAAAGUCGAGGACGAGCUGAGCACAUGGCAUUCAUCCCCUCUCGCUUUUGCUAUACUGCCUGCCAUCGCGGGGCUAUUGUUCAAGAAUGGCUCAGCCUUCGUCACGGACAUGCUGAUCUUGGGCUUGGCGGGCAUCUUUAUGAAUUGGAGCAUUAGAUUGCCCUGGGACUGGUACUACUCAGCGCACGCUCUGAAAUACGACGUAGAGCCAGAUUGUCCUGCUGCUGCUGCUGCUGCGGAUCAGCCUGAAGAUGCUGUGGACACCGCUUCUUCUACCGGCAGCUCCCCAAAAUCGCCUUCUGAUUCCAAGACGGAGCAUGCGCCCUCAGAAGCUCCUGUGCAAGACACCCGCACGCGCGAGCUGGCCGCUGCAGAGCUGCGUCGACAAGAACUGCUCGCACUUUCCGCAGCCUUCCUGUGUCCGAUUCUGGCAGCCUAUCUACUGCAUGUCAUUCGUGCGCAACUGUCGGGAGCCUCGGGAGCUCUGGUGUCUGACACUAACAUCUCCGUCUUCCUCCUGGCUGCAGAGAUACGUCCGGUCCGCCAGGUCGUGCGUCUCAUGUCUGCACGCACGCUUCAUCUUCAGCGUACCAUCACCGGUCUAGACGAUCCGUUCCAAUCGACUGUGGGCCACACGAGAGAUAUUGAUGACCUAAGUCAGCGCAUCACCGAUCUAGAAGCCAAAGUUUCCGAGACAGCUAAUGCUCCGCCAACUACUAUGAAUGUUGCACAGAAGAGUGACAUGCUCGAUCUAUCCGCUGAGAUGAAGAAGCGCUAUGAGCCUCGGCUGGACGGUCUCGAGCGUGCGGUUCGUCGUUACGAGAAGCGGUCGGCGGCGCUCGAACGUGUGAGCGAAGCAAAGUUUCAAAGUCUCGAAGCACGUAUUCAAGAAGCCCUGACAUUGGCAGCAUCGGCUGCGCACGAAUCUCACAGUCGUGGCGCCUUCGCAAGAUUCCUCGACACGCUGUUUUCCGUCAUUGCAUUUCCUAUCAAUCUUGCCUGGAUUCUAUUCCUCUACCCUUUCGUGGCGCUCGAGAAUCUGUACAACAAGGUCAAGAGCAUUCUCCUUGGACCCAUACCCACUCAUUCUUCUAAGAAGGGCCGAGGAAGGCGAGAAGGUACAAGCAGAGAGGACAGUAGAUCUCGCAAGGAUGCAUCUUUGCGAAAGGUUGUACGGUAGAAUGGCAGGCCUUCAAAGAGGAUGGAAAGGAGUUUUGGGAGCGGGAGCGGGAGAACGGGACCAGGCGAUGAAGAUACCCAUUCGAGUGUUUCUUUCUAUCGUGCUAGAAUGAUCGUCUCGAUAAUCCAUCUAUCUGCGUAGAGUUGCGUAUGACGUGAUCCAGAGUAGUUCUCUGUUUCCGUUCACGUUACCUCGUCAGGUCAGAUAUCCAUAUUUGCGCUUGACCACAUUCCGGUCUGGCCCCGACACUUGAUUCGAGGCGAAGAAGUUUUGAACUGU